AUGAAUUCAGUUCAGGGUAUAAAGAGUAAAGUGAAACGAGUGAAACUGUGGUCGACUGUUCAACCUCGCAUCGCAAUCAACACAAACAUUAUCAUCUGUUCAUUGAGUCGCUACCCAAAUUUUUCAUCCACUGAAAAGAGCCAAUGUCAUGUGACAAUUUCUAUCUUUCUCAUUGGUUUGCUGAAAAGUUACAAUCGAAGGGUUGCUGCUUAUAAAUUACUUCUCUCUUUCCUUUCUACUCUUCAUUUUCUUUCUUUCUUUCUUUCUUUCUAUCUUUCUUUCUUUCUUUCUUUCUUUAUUUCUUUAUUUAUUUUUUUAGCUUUUCCAUCAUUGUAUUUUUUCUUUCUUCCUUUUAUUGCUUCGAGAAACCUUUUUAUUUUUCAUCUUUAUCUUUUUUUUGCUUUUCCAUCUUUCUUUCUUUCUUUCUUUCUUUCUUUCUUUCUUUCUUUCUUUCUUUCUUUCUUUCUUUGUAUUGCUUCUCUAUCUUUCUUUCUUUCUUUUUUCUUUCUUUCCUUCUUUCUUACUGUUGCUUCUCAAUCUUUUUUUCUCUUUUUCUUUCUUUUUUCUUUCUUUCUUUCUUUCUUUCUUUCUUUCUUUCUUUCUUUCUUUCUUUAUGUCUACCUUUCUUUUUUCUGUUUGUCUUUCCUUUUCUUGCCGUUUUUUUACUUCUUCCCCACCUCUAUGUUUUAA
Messenger RNA from Acanthosepion pharaonis, 690 nucleotides. The record is from the annotation of a GenBank genome assembly. Lineage: Eukaryota; Metazoa; Mollusca; Cephalopoda; Sepiida; Sepiidae.